UAAAAGAAUAUAAUAAUAUUAGAAAUAAUUUAAUCUAAUUAUAAAUUGAAUAGAGAUCCUAUUUAUAAAGUAUAGUUUAAAAGUGUCAGUGUCGGUGUGUGCGACGACGUAGGUCGAUGCAACGUUAAAAUGUGGGAAGCUCGAGUGCAUUUCUCGUUGCGAAUAAAGAAAAAGUGUGUUCGGAGUGAAUCGGCUUGUAGCUGACUAUAACUUAAAUCUGUUUGGUUCCAAGGAGGAGCCAAACCGAAGAGAGAUAGCGUCCCUCCACGUUUUAAUUACAAGAAGAAUGGCUAUAUAUUCGUGGGUACGAGUAAGACGAGGCCCUCAGUAGGAAGAUGAUAGAGGGCCAGGUACAUCAACUUCCGGUUAGGCUACCGCCUGACAAAAAUCAGCCGGCAACUCAAACACCUGAACAUAAUAUCAACAACUUCGAAAAUGAGCUAUGUACGAGCCCUUUGCUUCAAGGAAGGCCUAAUUCCCACAGGAUGUCACCAACCGAUGGCCGAUCACGAUCAACUUCCGAAUCAAAUGCCAGCGUUGGUACCAAUACCAACACAACCAUUCCUGUUAACAAUAACAACAAUAAUAAUAACAAUAAUAACACUACCAAUAACGUUGCUAGCGGUGUUAACGGGAAUGGUAAUAAUAAUAGCAGUAGCAGCAAUAGCAGCAGCAACAACGGUGGCCCUAACAUGACCAACAACUUGGUCACGGUCAAUUCAAACGGGCACGAUGAUGAGUGUGUGGAAGUGACGAUAUUCGAUGAGAAUUAUGAUAACAACCGUCUUCCUGAUGUAGUUGCUGAAAGUAAAAUCUAUGGUGUUACGGACGACGAUGAAGAACCUACGGAAUCUUAUUGUGCAAUAACCAUACAAGUUUUCAUACCCUUUUUGAUAGCUGGCCUUGGCAUGGUUGGUGCUGGAUUAGUCCUCGAUCUAGUACAACACUGGGUCGUAUUUGAUAGGGUUAACGAACUUAUGAUCCUAGUACCAGCACUUUUAGGUUUAAAAGGUAAUUUAGAAAUGACAUUGGCAUCUCGUCUUUCAACCCAAGCAAAUCUUGGACACAUGGACACUCCUAAACAACAAUGGUACAUGAUCGUUGGAAAUCUCGUUUUGAUACAGUGUCAAGCAAUAGUGGUUGGUUUUCUUGGAUCAGUGGUUGCAAUAGUGAUGGGUGCUUUUAGAAAUGGUACAGUUUCUUUGGAUCAUGCAUACCUGUUGUGUGCCAGCAGUUUAGUUACAGCAUCAUUGGCUUCCUUCGUACUCGGUUUGAUAACCGCAGGUGUCAUAGUAUUUUCACGUCAUUGUCAUAUCAAUCCUGACAACGUAGCAACGCCUAUUGCUGCCAGUCUUGGUGACAUCACGUCAUUAGCCCUUCUUUCAUGGAUCUCGACGAUACUUUAUGAAUCCAUCGAUAAACAGGAUUGGUUGGCACCACUUGUCAUUGCUUGUUAUGUUCUUGUAACACCACUUUGGGUUUGGAUUGCAAAAAGGAAUAAAUAUACCAAUGACGUGUUAUAUUCUGGAUGGACACCUGUCAUGGUUGCCAUGUUAAUUAGCAGUUGCGGUGGUUUGAUAUUAGAAUUCAUGGUCUCACGUUUCGAAAAUCUGACAGUUUUUCAACCUGUGAUUAAUGGAGUUGGUGGAAAUCUUGUUGCAGUUCAAGCUAGUAGAAUAUCAACUGCAUUACACAAACAAGCUGAACUUGGGACUCUUUUGAUACCAACUGGUCAAACUCAUCCUGUCAUUUUCAUCACGCCAAUAGCUAAUUUCUUUGGCAAAGGUAUACAUGCAAGAACAACGAGAGUAUUGAUGUCCAUGGUGAUACCCGGUCACAUAAUUUUUAUUUAUCUAAUUAAUUAUAUGAAAGAUGGUAAUACAUCUUUAACACCAUUAUUCGUAUUUGUAUAUCUUUGUGCUGCUGUGUUACAAGUGGCUGCACUUUUGUAUAUCGCAUAUAUUAUGAUACAUUGGAUGUGGAAAAGAAAAAUAGAUCCUGAUAAUUCGGCAAUACCAUAUUUGACAGCAAUGGGUGAUUUACUUGGCAUCAGUUUACUUGCCAUAGCAUUUCAAUUUUUAUAUCUUGUUGGUGAUCAGGAUUAUGGCGAUCAAAUCAAACCCUGAACAUGAAAGGAAAAAAACAUAUGGGGUUAAA
Molecule: messenger RNA, 2157 nt
Organism: Polistes dominula (European paper wasp)
Lineage: Eukaryota; Metazoa; Arthropoda; Insecta; Hymenoptera; Vespidae
Product: solute carrier family 41 member 1
Biological process (GO): monoatomic cation transport
Cellular component (GO): plasma membrane
Molecular function (GO): monoatomic cation transmembrane transporter activity
Source: RefSeq, a predicted model, not a curated record